Molecule: messenger RNA, 899 nt
Organism: Neolamprologus brichardi
Lineage: Eukaryota; Metazoa; Chordata; Actinopteri; Cichliformes; Cichlidae
Source: RefSeq, a predicted model, not a curated record
GCGGACAGCGCUUCCUUGUCAAGAUGGCGGCUCCCUUGACUCUGCUGUUGAUUGUGGCCGUUACGAUCCGUGCCGCUUUGUUCCGGUCCAGUUUGGCGGAGCUGAUUGCAGAGAGGGUGGAGGUGGUGUCGCCGAUAACCGCCUGGAAGAGAGUUGUUGAAGGUUUGGCUCUGCUUGAUUUGGGAGUUUCACCAUAUUCUGGAGAUGUUUUCCACGAGACUCCUCUCAUCAUCUACAUGUUUCACUUUUUGGUGGACUACGCAGAGAUCACAUUUAUGUCUCAUUCCUGGAGAGGGACGGCUGAGGUGGAGCGGACUUGUGCAGAGGAUGGAGAGGGAAUAUGGGUCUUGGCCAAGAGCUGCCAGUUACUAAUAAUUGUUCUUUGCUUCUUUUCUCACAGUUACCUGCUGAACCCGUUCACCAUCUUAUCCUGUGUCGCCAAGUCGACCUGUGGCCUGAACAACGCCGUGCUCGCCCUCUUCUUCCUCUCCACAAUAAAAGGAAAUGUCUUACUGAGUGCCAUAUUCCUCUGCUUGGCCACUUAUCAGUCCAUCUAUCCCAUCACCCUGUGCGCACCUGCCAUGCUGUAUUUUAUGCAGCGUCAGUACAUCCCAGUGAAUUUUCUCUCUGUUCCUGACCUCACUCCCAACAUCGGCCUCUUCUGGUAUUUCUUUGCCGAGAUGUUUGAACAUUUCCGCCUCUUCUUCCUCUGCGUCUUCCAGAUUAAUGUUUUCUUCUACACCAUCCCUCUGUCCAUCAAACUAAAGGAGCAUCCCGUCUUCCUGAUCUUCAUGCAGUUAGCUGUGAUCUCCAUCUUUAAGUCGUACCCCACUGUGGGAGACGUUGCACUCUACCUGGCCUUCCUUCCUGUCUGGAGUCACCUGCACAGAUGCGGGUAG